Sesamum indicum (sesame) is the source of this 3000-nucleotide messenger RNA. RefSeq names its product NF-X1-type zinc finger protein NFXL2 (gene NFXL2). Gene Ontology annotation, molecular function: DNA-binding transcription factor activity, RNA polymerase II-specific; zinc ion binding; RNA polymerase II transcription regulatory region sequence-specific DNA binding. Gene Ontology annotation, biological process: regulation of DNA-templated transcription. The record is from RefSeq and is a predicted model, not a curated record. Lineage: Eukaryota; Viridiplantae; Streptophyta; Magnoliopsida; Lamiales; Pedaliaceae. Gene Ontology annotation, cellular component: nucleus.
AAGCAAGAACGGCCUGUCUGGCGACUAAAAGUGAAAUUUUGCCAUUUGGGUAGACAUUAGGACUGCUGUUCUGGUUGGCAUAACAUAAAGAACGCCCAAAGUUCUCUCCUCCGCCACCCAAAAUGCUCUCCUCCGCCACUCAACCGCCAUCCCGUUCUCCACUGCUCUCCUCUGACUCCGACUCUGAUCCCUCCUCUCCCUCCGCCAAUCACCGCCACCCCGAUCUCUCCUCGUCCAUCUUCCAGUCGUACCUCUCCCACUCCAGUUCUCAUCAUGAUCAACGCCAAGAUCUCAUCAAGAUCCAAUCUUUCCUCGUCUCCUCACGCUCCGGAGCACUAUCCUGCCUCAUUUGCCUCGAACGCAUCAAACCUACCGAUCCCACUUGGUCCUGCUCCUCCCGCUGCUUCGCUAUCUUCCACCUCCUCUGCAUCCAAUCCUGGGCCCACCAGUCCACCACCCUUGCCGCCUCCAGAGCCUCGUCACGUGCCGCCGUCGUCCCCGAUGAGGAUUCCCUUGUGUGGCCCUGCCCCAAGUGCCGCAUCGAGUACCCCAAAUCCCAAACCCCCAAGUACUACUAUUGUUUUUGCGGUAAAGUUCAGGACCCCCCUCGUGAUCCGUGGGUUUUGCCCCAUUCGUGCGGGGAAAUCUGCGGCCGGGCUUUGAAAUAUAAUUGUGGACAUUUCUGUCUGCUAUUGUGUCACCCAGGUCCAUGUCCCGCCUGCCCAAAAUUGGUCAGAAAUAAGUGUUUCUGUGGUAAAUUAGAGGAUGUGAGGCGGUGUGGGUUCAAGAGUUUCUCGUGCAAUGGUGUGUGUAGGAAGUUGUUGGAGUGUGGAGUUCAUAGGUGUGUCGAGAUUUGCCAUGGCUUAUAGGUGCCAAUGUGGGAAGGUGGAGAUGGAGAGAGAGUGUUGUGACAAGGAAUUUAGGUGCAAUAGUGCUUGCAAUAAGUUGUUAGGUUGCGGAAGGCAUGUUUGCGAGAGAGGGUGUCAUGAAGGUCAGUGUGGAGAGUGUCCUCUUCAAGGGAAGAGGACUUGUCCUUGUGGAAAGAGAGUAUAUGAAGGGAUGGCAUGUGAUGUUUCUGUACCACUAUGCGGGGCAACUUGUGAGAAGCUGUUAAUCUGUGGGUUCCAUAGGUGCCCUGAGAGGUGCCAUCGUGGACUGUGCAUUGAAACUUGUAGGAUUGUCGUGACAAAGUCUUGUAGGUGUAGGAGCUUGAAGAAACAGGUUCCUUGCUAUCAAGAAUUGACAUGUGAGAGGAAGUGCCAGAAACUCAGGGAUUGUGGGCGCCAUGCUUGUAAGCGCCGCUGCUGUGAUGGGGAUUGCCCGCCUUGCUUGGAGAUUUGUGACAGGAGACUCAGGUGUAGGAACCACAAGUGCCCAGCUCCAUGUCACAGAGGUGCUUGUGCUCCUUGCCCAUUAAUGGUGAGAAUUGCAUGUUCAUGUGGAGAGACACAGUUCGAGGUUCCUUGUGGCACCGAAACCGAACAAAAACCUCCCAAGUGUCCGAAACCAUGUCCCAUAGCUCCUCUUUGCAGGCAUGCGUCGAAUUGCAAGCCACACAGGUGCCAUUAUGGUCCUUGCCCCCCAUGUCGUCUAAUUUGUGAUGAAGAAUACUCAUGUGGUCACAGAUGCAAAUUAAGGUGCCAUGGACCUAAACCGCCUCCUAUUCCUGAAUUUACUCUGAAACCCAAAAAGAAGAAGCUGAACCAUCUGAUUGAAGCAACUCCUGGUUCCCCAUGCCCUCCUUGUCCGGAAGUUGUGGUGAGGUCAUGCGUUGGACAUCACAUAGGAGCAGAGAGGACGAUGGUUUGUUCAAAUAAGGCAGAAUUUUCUUGUGAUAACUUGUGCGGGAAUCCUCUCCCUUGUGGCAAUCAUUAUUGCACUUAUGUAUGCCAUCCCUUGAAAAGUCAUUUUUCAAUAUCAGAUACUUACCGGACAGGCGAGUCCUGUGAAGAGUGCAAUCUCCCUUGUCAGAAGGAGAGAGAUCCCGCAUGUCCACAUCCUUGUCCCCUGCCAUGUCAUCCUGGAGAAUGUCCCCCUUGCAAGGCGCUGAUUAAGCGUUCCUGUCAUUGUGGGUCCAUGGUACACGUUUUUGAGUGUAUAUAUUUUAAUUCCAUGUCAAAGAAAGAGCAAAUGGCUGUUCGUUCAUGCAAUGGACCUUGCCACAGAAAGUUGCCAAACUGUACACAUUUGUGCCCAGAAACAUGUCAUACUGGUCCCUGUCCAUCACCAGACAAGUGCUCUAAGAAGGUAACUGUGCGUUGUGCAUGUCAAACCUUGAAAAAGGAGUGGCUGUGUCUGAACGUGCAAGCAGCAUAUCGCAGUACAGGUUGUGAUCCCAAAGAUGUACCCAAGAAUCAGUACGGAGUUGGACUCCUUCCUUGUGAUAAUGAUUGCAAGAGCAAAAUGAAGGUCCCUGAUGCAGAAUUACAUUUUCGUCAAACAAAGCCCCCUGAGGAAAAGGAGUCUGAUAAAGCUACUAAUGUAUCAAAACGUAGAAGACGACGGCAAAGGGUACAUGAGGAAGAAAAUACUUCGACACUGCAGAAAAUAGUUGCUGUGGCUCGAACGGCUCUGCUGCUGCUUAUUGUUGCUGUUAUUAUAGUUGCAUCUGCAUACUUUGGCUAUAAAGGUCUCAUGUGGCUGUCCGACUGGAUGAACGAAUAUGAAACUCGACAAAGAACACGACAUUCACGAUUCUAGUCAGUCUAAGUCCCUGCAUUUCAACACGUGCUGUUCUUUUAUUAAUUCUUGUUCAAUUUUGAAGGUAAACUAAAAAUCGAACCUCCAUACAAAUUCCGGUAGAAUUUAAGAGUUAGUAUAUUAUUUCAUGUUCUGUUUUUUAGUUUUCCCCAGUAAGAUUUUCGUACAUAUGUGAAAAAGUAGCUGCAAUGGAUCAUUGUAUUUAGUCCUUGACAUACACAAAAGUAGGUUUGUCUUAGAACUGAGAUUCCACUUGUUUUAUGACACUUUAAAUGAGUUGAAGGAUGUUUGUUUUGUGCC